AUGUAUUCUAACACUUGUCCAUCGCAUGCAGGCCGGUUCCCAUUAAUUUACGACACUUCAGCAUCCAGCAUCAGUAACGACUCAAAUGAAACUUCGCAACACGGAUCAAAUCGCACGUCUUCUCAUGAUUCCCAUAUAUCCGGACACUCUCGCAGUCCCACCAUAGAUUUUCAAGUACAAUUACACCCUGAUGAUUUGGAUGGGUACUAUUCAGUUUCUUAUACUUCGCCUGAUACACUAUCCGAUCGCUGGGAUUCUGAUGGUAGAUGUGAUUCCCAAGAGUCAGAACCCCCGCAUAUACCAUCAAUCGCCCUACCUCCGGACUUCGACAUUGAUGCGGCACUCAAAUUAAAUACUGCCGAGGCGCUGCAUGAUGUAUUCAGGGCAAAUGGCCUCGAGGUUGAUGGCAGUGGUCCGAAAUGGACCCUUCGUUGUCCUGACUGCAAGGUAUGGUGCCAGACCAGCAUACCCUCAGGCCUUAUGCUUUGGCAUGAAGGCCAAUUCAGCUCCUUGGUCAGCCAUCGAGGCAGCGAGCGGUGCAUUCACGUUCGAUCGUUAUUUCAGUCCGAUAGUACCGACUCCGACUUGGACCUGGACCCUUUGAAUUUCUCAGAUUCCGAGACUCAACCGUUACGCGCCGAAGCCGAGGAACCUUCUAUUGAUAUUCCCACAGAGCUCAGACUAAACACACCCGAUUCGCUCCUUAAGGUGUUUACGCCCGGACACCUGGCUGUUGGCAUCAGCGAUCGGUCACACUGGACCCUUCAAUGCCCUGACUGCGACGGAUGGUGCCAGACAAGUGUCUCAUCUGACAUCCCUCUCUUUGCACCUGAUCAGUUCAAAGCGUUCAGCAACCACCGGGGAAGCAAAAAGUGUCUGCGUGCAGCAGCUGUUAAAAGGCAGACGGUAUCAAGCAACGUGCCUGAUGGGAAUGAGGCUUCAGCUUCUCAGCCUAUUCUAUCAGAUCAUCGACUUUCUCGUUCAACAUCCCCUCGUCCAGUUACUACUAUCUGUACUGGUAUCCCUGUCCUCUGGCCGGAGGACCUUCGACCAUUCGUUAUGCUCUUCCCAUGGGAACGAUACCACGAUGGCCCAGAUGCAUUACCCUUCCUUGUUGAUAGCAGUAAUCCCCAUCUGCCUCGUGUCCGAUCAAAAAUUGCCCGUGGCUGCCCUCCAAUCCAUUUACCAGAUUCGACCAAACUGCUUCGUUUCAAAGGGUAUAAAUCUUCAAAAUUACAUGUAUUCCCGCUCUACUCCCGCUGGUGUCUCUUCAUCGGCAUUGGACUUGCCUCAUAUAUAUACUCCCUUGACGCCUCCACGACUUAUGCAUACCUCACAUUCGCGACUUCAUUCUUCGGUAAACACAGCCUCAUCAGUUCCAUCACCGUCGCACAGUCCCUCAUCGUUGCUGUUGCCUAUGUCGGCGUCUUGAUCUUUUACGUUCUCGGCUACGCCGUGAUAGCCUCAGCCCCCAACGUCAGCACCAUAGCCGGGGGCAUCAUUCUAUACGCCGUUGGAUACACCGGAUUACAGCUGCUCACACAGAUCAUCAUCGCCGAUAUCACAACCCUCGCAUGGCGCGGCCUAGUCGUCUCCCUUGUCUCAGCACCCUUCCUCGUCAACGCGUUCAUCGGGUCAAACAUAUCCUCGGCAGUCAUCGAGCAUAUCGGCUGGCGAUGGGGCUACGGCAUGUUCGCCAUCCUUGUCCCCAUCUCCCUCGCGCCCCUCAUCAUCACCCUCCUCUGGGCAGAACGCAAAGCUAAAAAGCUCGCCCUCCUCGACUCCACCAAACCACGCACCCGCAGCGUCUCCGUCUCAAGUCCCCCAAGCCUCAAACACGAAUCCACACUCGCCCGCUUCCUCCGCUCCGCAGAACAGCUCGACUUCGUGGGACUCGUUCUUCUCGGGUUUGCGGUUUCGCUCACUUUGCUUCCGUUGACGAUUAGUCAGACUGUGAAUGGACAGCGGAAGAAUGGCUCGAUCAUCGCCAUGCUCGCAAUGGGAGUCGUCCUCCUCGCCGUAUUCGCAGUAUGGGAUCUCCGCUAUGCCACCAUGCCCGUGAUCGCCCCGCGGUUCGUGAGGAACAGAAGUGUCGUAUGUGCAGCGUGUAUAGGCUUUUUUGACUUUAUGUAUUCAUUCGUCCUAGUGGUGAAACCCUGGUCCAUCGUGAACGCGACAUACUUCAUCCAGACCCAAUCCGUCGCACUGACAUUCUUUGGCAUCCUCGCAGGCCUCAGCAUGCGUUUCCUCCAUCGGUACAAGUACGUCCUCGUAAUCGGACUCGUCAUCCGCCUAGCGUAA
Molecule: messenger RNA, 2301 nt
Organism: Suillus fuscotomentosus
Lineage: Eukaryota; Fungi; Basidiomycota; Agaricomycetes; Boletales; Suillaceae
Exons: 15
Coding region: 1-2301 (766 amino acids)
Biological process (GO): transmembrane transport
Molecular function (GO): transmembrane transporter activity
Source: RefSeq, a predicted model, not a curated record